Molecule: messenger RNA, 1427 nt
Organism: Ictalurus punctatus (channel catfish)
Lineage: Eukaryota; Metazoa; Chordata; Actinopteri; Siluriformes; Ictaluridae
Product: vascular endothelial growth factor A
Exons: 5
Coding region: 89-499 (136 amino acids)
Biological process (GO): positive regulation of protein phosphorylation; positive regulation of angiogenesis; vascular endothelial growth factor receptor signaling pathway
Cellular component (GO): membrane
Molecular function (GO): growth factor activity; vascular endothelial growth factor receptor binding; chemoattractant activity
Source: RefSeq, a predicted model, not a curated record
GAAACCUACGUGACUUCUCGACAGGAGCAUCUCUCAUACUGACAAUCUCACUCAAUCUGAAAUCGCAUUUGUUCUUGAGCUGCUGAUCAUGUCACAGGUGUUGCUUUGGCUGCUUCUUGUCGUCACUCUGCCUCUUCAAACAUGUAGAGGUGACAAAUCUCAGGGCUACAAUGAGGAUACCAGGGAGACAUCUAAUAAAGGGAAGACCAUGGAAGACCUUAAGAAGCAAAGUGACUGUCAACCUCGAGAAUCUUUGAUCAAUGUUUAUGAUGAAUUUCCGGACGAGAUACAAUACACCAUUGUGCCUCAUUGUGUGCCAUUGCAACGGUGUUUGGGCUGCUGUACAGACGAGGAGCAAAUGUGUAUGCCUAAAAGAACCGAGACAGUUAACUUGGAGGUGUUCCGCACUUAUUCUAAUGGCACAUCUGAAAUAAUCAAGUUGCCAUUUUUGAAGCACACUCGAUGCCAAUGCAGGCACCAGAAGAAGAGUAAUAAUUAGACUGAUCCUUUUGUUAAUAAAAUGUACUGAAAGUUUCCCCCGCCCCAUCCGAAUAAUCAAUCAAUCGAAAAAAUAAUCGAUUAUGAAAAGAAUUCUUAGUUGCAGCCCUAAUGUACUCAUUUAUACAUAAUAUAAACGAAACAUGAAUGAAUUUCUAUGCAUAUAUACACAACACUUACAACAGCACUUUAAUGGGAAACAAAAUUUCAGUAUUUUUACAAUACAUUGGUUACAUAACAUAUUACAUAUCCAUAUGACCCUACAGUGGAUUGGCACCCGAUUCAGCGUGUCCCCUGCCUUGUUCCCAGACUUCCCUGGGAUAGGCUCCAGGCUCCCCGUGACCCUUAGUAGGAUAAACGGUAUGGAAAAUAGAUGGACGGAUGGAUGGAUGGAUGGAUAUCCAUCUUGUUACAAAAUCUCUCAUUUUUAAUGCAUGAAUAUUCAUGUAAUUUCAAAAAUAUUUCAAAAUGUAAACAUUUCUGACCCCCAAAAAAAGACGGAGCUGGGCCAGUGCUGGAUCAGUAUCAGUCCAAAACACAAAACCUUCUCUAACUCUCUAAUAUUGGAAUCUGGGUCAAACGAUUUGUUUUUUUAUUUGUUUUUUGCUAUCUGGGAUCAUUCUCAAGUUCACAACAUAUGUUUUUUAUGAAAUAUGAGUUAUAUAAUAUUAUUCAGUCAUUAAAUUUAACAAAUGUAUGAGGGCAGACCUCUUUUGUUAUACCAAUAAAGUAUAAACCAAAUAUAAAAUGGCUUUUUGAAGUAGGUUUAAAAAUUAAACCAAAAUAAACAGCAUUCUCUACAGUAUUUUUAAGUGUUGAAUGUCUACUGUUGACUUACAAGCUGCAAGAUAAGCUACUGAAAUAAAAAGCUCAGAAUAAAGUAAAUAAGGGGAAACUUGCAUAUAUAAAUAAAGGAAAAUCUCUUGGUC